This is a messenger RNA of Aureobasidium uvarum, 1167 nucleotides long. The record is from the annotation of a GenBank genome assembly. NCBI's taxonomy places the organism in Eukaryota, Fungi, Ascomycota, Dothideomycetes, Dothideales, Saccotheciaceae.
AUGAGCGACAUUGACAAUAUCUCAACUCCUGCGACUCCUGGUCAGGAGCGUCUGGCCUCCUCGGGUGGCGACGCCUCAACCCCCGCACCCUCGACAACCGAAUCUGUUGCUUCCUUCGAUUCCGGCAUCGGACGUUCUGGCGAGGACUCUGGCGAUACAGAUGGAUCUUACGAGACUGAAUCAAACAACUCUGAUGGUUCUUCAACUCCCGAACAGGCCGAUCAAGCUGGAGUUUCAGACGUCCAAUGCAGCCGCGAAGACUGCGCAGCACGAGUCGCGGAAGACCUGGCUACGAUAUCUAGACUCGAGGAAUGGGUGAAACUCGCAACUGGUACCAGGAUGGAUGAACUCUUCGAACAGUAUGUCAAGGAAAACGGACUACCUCAUGAAGGCUGCAUCUGUUCCCAGAUGAAAGCUCUCGAGGCAAGGGCGGUCGAACUCAAAGAAGUGUGCGAAUUCAUCGAACACGAAAAGGAAGUACUCAUCACCCAGAAGAGAGAAGUUUCUGAAAGGAUGGAUGAUGUCUCGAGACUCUAUCUACAAGUUCAAGUCAAGGAAAAGGCACUCGGUGAAACACACGCCGCUAUCGACAUCAGAAUGGGCAAGAUGGACGAAAUGCUCGGACUCGCCAACGACUCAAAGGCAGAAAUCACACGCAAAAAUCAGGCACUUGACAAGCGACAGGAAUAUAUCGAGAAACAAACCAAGAAACUCGAACACAGCCAGGAAACCUUCAAGAAGCAGUCGGAGCUAUUGACCAAACUCUUGCGACAACAGCAAGAUUCCCAAGAAAAACUUGACGAUCGCGAAAAAACCAUGAAAGCCCAACAAAUGUCACUAGAGCUUCGCGAGCUUGAUUUGAAGAAACGAGAAGCCAUUUUGGCGCAUCGAGAACAGGCUCUGAGGAAACACGAACGAGAUGUUCAGAACCAUAUUGACCAGUACACGCGAGGCGAACAAGAGUUCAAGGAACGAAUGGCUCAAUUGAUGGAACAAUCAAUGCACACCAGUAUAGCGAAUAUGGGCCUUGAAUCUGCUGCAGAUAAAACGGAGGGUGCAAAUGAGGAGGCACCAACGUCGGCUUCGCAUGCCCCCGAUGCGAUAACUUCUCCCCAACCCUCCCCCUCCGCAGCAGCACCACUCCCGAGUUCACUAAUCCCGCCCUAA